Leptopilina boulardi is the source of this 3698-nucleotide messenger RNA. It is a transcript of the gene Chpf, whose product is annotated as chondroitin sulfate glucuronyltransferase. The transcript has 7 exons. Lineage: Eukaryota; Metazoa; Arthropoda; Insecta; Hymenoptera; Figitidae. Bases 983 to 3313 code for a protein of 776 amino acids. Gene Ontology annotation, cellular component: Golgi cisterna membrane. Gene Ontology annotation, molecular function: glucuronosyl-N-acetylgalactosaminyl-proteoglycan 4-beta-N-acetylgalactosaminyltransferase activity. The record is from RefSeq and is a predicted model, not a curated record.
CAUUUUUUUUUUGUUUACAAUUAUUUAAUUAUUAUUUUUAGUUAUAAUUACAAAAAGAAUAAAUAAAAAGAAAAACAAUUAAUUAGUUAAGUGUGAAUAAAUAUAAAAUGAAUUUGAAAAUUGAUGGAUAUUAAAAAUAAAAGAAAAAAAACAAAAAUCAAAGACUGGAACAACAAUUUUUUUUAAUACUAUUGUAGGAAAUUAAGAAAGAUUUUAAAAAUUACAAAAAAUGGCUAAAUUUUUGUUUUAAAUAGCAAAAAAAAAAAAUACAAUCGUAACAAAAUAAAGAAAAAAAUGAUUUUUUAAAUUGAUUUUAAAUAAAUAAAAAUAGAAAAUAAUUUUUCACAAAAAAAAGAGAGAGGACCAAAAAAGCACAAAAAAAAGGCUAAAAAAAUUAAAAAAAUUUGAAAAUUUAUAAAAAAAAAAGGUUCUAAAAAAUUUAAAUAAAAGAAAAAAAAAAAAUUUGGAAAAAUAGAGAAACUAUUUUUAAUAUUUAAAAAAAGGUGGAAAAAAAUUUCUAAUACAGAAAAGAAAUAAAAAUGAAGAGAUUUUGAAAAAUUUAUUUAUAAAAAAAAGAAAAAAAAACCAAAAAAAGAGAGAGAGAGAGAGAGAGCAAAACAGAAAACAAAAAGAGAACAAAAAUAAAUUAAAUAAUUUUGCAAAAUUAAUGAAAAUUUAAGAACAAAAAUAAAUUAAAUAAUUUUGCAAAAUUAAUGAAAAUUUAAAAAUAAAUGAUAAACAAAAUAAAAAAGAAAAACUAAAAGGAAAAUUUUCCAAGAAAUAAAUUAAUUUUUUUUUUAUUAGAAAUUUAUUUUUAAAAUAAAUUUUGAAAAUCAAUUAUUUUUUUUUAACAAAUUGAAAAAAAAAAAAAAAUUAACGAAAAUUAAUUUACCAAAAAGAAAAGAAGGGAAAAUUUUUAUUCAAAAAUUUAAAAAUUUUGCCUUUUUUAAAAUUAAAUAAUUAAAAUUUUUCUUAUUUAAAAAUGUCCGCCUUUAAUAUUUUAUUAAUUCACUGUCGUAGUAAUAUGUAUUUAAUAAUUGGCAUUUGCCUUGGUCUUACAAUGAGUUUAUUAUUAUCGCCAAUUGAAUUAAAUGAUUGUAUUGAUAUAACAUCAUCGGAAACAUUACCAUUUCCAAUUCGUCAUGAUUUUAAUGAUGAUUAUGAGCCAAAAUUUAAUAUCAACGAUAAACCAAAACAAGCGCAAAAAAUACCAAAAUCAUUUAUACGUCCACGUUAUUAUUCAACUGAAUUGGGUAUAAGGGAAAAAUUAUUUAUUGCAAUUAUUGCUGAACAUGAAUAUUUAUAUAAACGUGGCGUGGCAUUAAAUAAAACAUGUUCACAUAUUGUUGAUAAAAUGCGUUUUUUUAUAUCAAUACCAGAAGGUAUUAAACCAAAUGUAACAUUACCGGGAAUUGUUGGUUUCACCGAUACAAGAAAUCUUUUAAAACCAUUUCACAUUAUGAAAUAUAUAACUGACAAUUAUCUUGAGGAAUAUGAUUAUUAUUUUUUAAUUAAAGACACAAGUUUUGUGAAUGUUAGAAAAUUAAAAGAAUUUGUUGAUAAAUUAAGUGUGAGUCAUGAUAUUCAUAUGGGAAUUGGAAGCGAAGUGGAAAAUUAUUGUUCACUUGAUGCUGGUAUAUUAUUGAGUAAUUCAAUAGUGAAAAAAGUGAAAUCAAAUUUAGAUUGGUGUGUAAAAAAUACAUUUUCCGAUUCGGAUGAUAUUAAUUUUGGUCGUUGUAUUUUACGUGCAAUUCCCGUGCCAUGUAAAAAUUCAGCGUAUGGUGAAAAUUUUAUAACAACAAAUUUGCCAGGAAAUUUUAAUUUUCAAACUGAUUUUCAACAAUUGAGAAAAGAAAAAUUAUUUGCCAAUUCAAUUUCUGUUUAUCCCAUUACUGAGAUAAAUGAUGUUUACAAAUUCAACGCCUACUUCACAUCGAUGGAAUUAACAGCGGUUAACGAUGAAAUAAAUCGUUUACGUGAUAAAAUAAUUGAAACAACAAAUUUUGGUCCUGAAAAACAACAAAAUUACACAUGGCCAAUUGGCAAUCAAGCGGGUAAUAAAGCAAUGGGACGAUUUGAUAUUUUACAUUGGUCAUAUUUUAAUGAAACACAUCUUUUUAUGAAAAAUGAUAAUGAAAUAAAAAAAAAAUUAACUGGUAGUUUAAAAAAAGAAAUUGAUUAUAUUUUACAUGCUGCAAUAAUGCAUAUGAUAAAAAAAUCCAAUGGUAAAUUAAUAUUUCAAAAUUUAAUUAAUGGCUAUCGUAAAUUUGAUUCAUCACGUGGUAUUGAUUAUAUACUUGAUAUUAAUUUUACCACAAUAUUUGACAAUAAUAAUAAUAAUAAUAAUAAUAAUUUUGAUAAAAAAGAGAGUUUCAUUAAAAGAAUUGAAAUUUGUAAACCAUUGGGAAAAGUUGAAAUAUUACCAGUACCAUAUGUUACGGAAAAUUCACGUAUUAAUAUGAUAAUUAUUGUCGAUUCAUUGAGACGAAUUGAAGGAAUGAAAUUUUUGGAUAAUUUCGCACAAAUUUGCCUUGAGAAAAAGGAUAAAGUUGUUUUAAUGAUGGUUUUGUUAUAUGAUCCAAAUUCAUCGUCAAAAGGUAAAGAUGAUAUAUUUUUUGAAUUAAAACAUAAUGCAUUAUCAUUGUCGGAGAAAUAUAAAAAAGAUCUCAUUAAAAUUACAUGGCUAUCGAUUCGAUUGCCAAUUCAAUUUAAUUCAAUUGAAAUGGAGCCAUUGUUAAAAAUUGCAAUUGCCGAUUUAUCAGUGAGAAAAUUUUCACCCGAUAGUUUAAUACUUUUCGUUGAAUUGGAAAUGGAAAUAAAAAUUGAUUAUCUCAAUCGAGUUCGAAUGAAUACAAUAAAUCAAUGGCAAGUUUUUAGUCCAAUUCCAUUUGUUGAAUUUCAUCCUGAUAUUAUUUAUAAUGAGGAUAAAAAUAUUGAAUUCGAUGUUGUUCGCAAUUUGGGACGAUAUAAUGAUUUUAAUUUUAAUUCCAUUGGUUUUUAUGCUAAAGACUACAUAAGCACUCGUAAAUUAAUUGAGGGAAAAAUUCCAAUUGUAAGAACCGAUAAAGACAUUGGAACAAUAAUAAAAUCAAAAACAAUAAUUGGCUCAAUUUUUGAAAUGUUUGUUAAAUACAGUGAAUUACAUGCAUUUCGUGCUGUUGAGCCAAGUUUAAAAAUACGCUACAAAAAUAUCAAUUGCAAUGGUACAAGGAGGGAGGAUAUUUUUCAAAAUUGCAAAAAACAACAAAAUUUACAACUCGCACAUCGUGGCGAAUUAACAAAAUUAAUUCUCGAAUACCAAAGUGAAUUGUGAUUUUUUUUUUAUAUUUCCAAGUUAUUUUUCUUGGCAUUUAGAAAAUUUAUUUACUAAAUUUUUCUUUCUUUUUAUAUUUCCAAAUUUUUUUUCUUGGCAUUUAGAAAAUUUAUUUACUAAAUUUUUCUUUUUUUAUUUUUAGCAACGAAGAAAUGAGAUUAAAAAAAAAAAAAACUGGUUAUGAAUUUUCUUUUUAAGUUUUUUUUUUUUUUAGUUAAUAUAAAUUAUUAGUAUUUUAUUUAUAUUAUAUUAGUAUUUUAAUUUUAAUUUUAAUUUUAAUUUUAAUUUUAAUUAUUUUAUUAUUUCUAUUUUAAUUUAUAUUAAAAAUUGUUUAUUAUUUUUAUUUUAGCUAUAUUAUUAUUAAUAAAGGAGCUUUGCACAUCUG